This is a messenger RNA of Colletotrichum higginsianum IMI 349063, 1200 nucleotides long. RefSeq names its product Px domain-containing protein. The coding region runs from base 1 to 1200 and encodes 399 amino acids. The record is from RefSeq and is a predicted model, not a curated record. The transcript has a single exon. Lineage: Eukaryota; Fungi; Ascomycota; Sordariomycetes; Glomerellales; Glomerellaceae. Gene Ontology annotation, molecular function: zinc ion binding.
AUGGUCUCCCGAACACCGCGCAGCGGCCGGCGACUCAUGCACAGUAGCUACAAUCGCAGCGGGAGCAGAACCUACACCCCCCGCAGCAAUCGGGGCACCGACGUGGGCACCUCGCCAUCGCCGCUUCCGUCGCAGAAGAGGCGUCUCGACGGGCUCUACCUCGAAGGGAACUGGUACUGCAACUGCGCGCCGCGGCAUCAGGCAUUGCUUCUCCAGGUGAAGAAGAAGAACGCCAAUCACGGGCGGUUCUUUUACAAGUGCGAGAAGAGGAAGGGCGGCUGCAACUUCUUUCUCUGGGAGGAGGAUGCGAAGAAUCGGGCGGAGACGGCUACUUUGACGCUGCCGCCGAUGCCGACAGACGGCUCCCCAGCCGCCGGCACGACACCGAGCGCGCAGUUUCCGACGCCGAGCACGGCUCCUGCAGCCAGGUCCGGCGUCAAUUCUGCGACCACCGCGCCCCCACCUGACAGGGAAGCGCCGCCGUCGCCCACGACGCAGAAGAGCGCGGCCAGGCAGAAGUUCCUCGACGCCUACUUCUCGGCUCGGCCUCCGCAAGCUGCCACCGAGGCAAGCGGUCCUUUAGAUGAGGCCGGGGCCGAUGCGCCAUCCCACACCGCCAAGAGAAAGCGGGUGAUCUUUGACUUCGAUGUCGACGAUGAGGAGGACGAGUACGGGCUGGGAGACAUGUCGUCGGACGAGGAGAGGGCGAUGAACGAGGCAAUGGAGCGCAGCGCGAAGAAGCUCCGUGAGACAGUGCCGCUGAUGCCGUAUACACCCGUGGCGCAGCGUAUGGCGCGGGAUGCCGCCCUGCCUACGCCGCAGACGGUCACGCGGACGCUUUUCCCCGAUGCCAAGCGCCGGAAGCCCGCCGUCGAGUCCCCGAACGUGUCCUUUUCGACGAAAACGUCCUCCGCGACCGUGGGGCCGUCCUCGUCGCCCGCGUCUAGAGGAGAGGAGCAGCUUGACCCGACGAAGGAGGUCCUGGCGUUGUUGGCGGAGCGGGCGGUCGACGACACCACAAUGCGGAGUGUUGGGGACGUGUUGCGACGGUUCUCGAUGAAGGCCAAAGGGCUGGCCAAGGACGAGAAGAUCGCGGAGUUGCAGGAGAGGGUCGCCAGCCUGGAGGCGCGGAACCGGGCGCAGAGGGAGGAGAUUGCGGAUUUCAAGGCGGGCAUGAUGGAUUUGUACUCAAAGCACUGA